Messenger RNA from Betta splendens (Siamese fighting fish), 1267 nucleotides. Its product is annotated as receptor activity-modifying protein 1-like. The transcript has 4 exons. Gene Ontology annotation, cellular component: cell surface; signaling receptor complex; membrane. Lineage: Eukaryota; Metazoa; Chordata; Actinopteri; Anabantiformes; Osphronemidae. The record is from RefSeq and is a predicted model, not a curated record. Gene Ontology annotation, molecular function: coreceptor activity. Gene Ontology annotation, biological process: intracellular protein transport; G protein-coupled receptor signaling pathway; calcium ion transport. The coding region runs from base 314 to 739 and encodes 141 amino acids.
GUCACUGUACUGAAAACACAGAAGCUCCGUUAGGAAAGCCUGAACACAGCAGGUUCGUAGGAUUGCAGGGUCAGGCGUCUGGGGGUUUGUGUGCGGGGCAUGUCUCUGGGUAGCAUGGGAACAGCCAGGCUCAGUCUGGGAAAGGAAGCAGCCUGUCAGCAGUGCUGUUGCACAAUUCAAUUAGCCCUGACAUUAGUCGAUAUGUGGCUGGUUGAGAUAACCGCACAGGCUUUUUGUGACCAUACAGCUGCAUGACUGGAAGCAUCUUCACAGGCUCAGUCAAAGAAAAGGACAGCACCCCGUCAACGCUGAGAUGGUGUUCACUGCGUACUUGCUGGCAGGUCUCCUGACCUAUGGAGGUACAGUAGGAGCGUCUCGAAGGACUGUUCCUCCAUGUGACCAGCACGCGUUUUACAGUAAUAUUGACAUCUGCCUGUCAGACUUCAACAGAAGCCUGGAGUCCAGCGGCCAUGAGCAGAGCUGCCCGUGGCCGGCAGUCAAAAGCUCCUAUAACAGACUGAAGGCCUGCGUGGACCACUGGGCCAUCUCCUUUUGGUGUAAAGGUCACAAGUACUUGGUGGAUGACGUGUUCUUGGGGGUCCAUCAGAAGUACUUCUCUGUCUGUGACUACAACCGUGACCCCCCACUCACUACUCUUCUGACCUUAAUAUUACCCGGUGUCAUUGCCACUUUUCUUAUUCCUUUUUUGUGUCUUUGCAUUGUUAAUGUGGAAACCUAAAUGCCCAGAGACACAGGGGGUCACGCUUCCUCCUGAAGCUUCUCCAGGGUACAAACUAAUAAUUUAAUUCAAAAGUGAAAAUGUUCAAAUUAGCGACGCUACAGGUACACAAACAAACUCAGCAUUCAAGGAUCAUAUGAUAUUUGUAUAUUAUACAUUAAGUAUAUGUCGACACGGUAACACAGUUUAGCACGAUUCUAUGAGCCCAACUGGGCACCACUCGGAAAAGCGACACAUACUGUACAGCAGUAGAACACAAGAGACUGUCUUAGGACAUUGUUUAUUAUCCACACUAUGUUCCGUAUAGAAGUCUCUAGAUGCCUCCUGUGUAAUACUGGCACCGUAGUUACUUGAUCAAACAUUAGGACUCAUUAAGGCACCUGCUGCUGGACCUGUAGGAUGGAACUGAACAUGGCCCAUCUCUGGAAGCUAUACCUGACUACUGUAAAUGUCACAGCAACACACUGAAGAAUGUCACAUGGUUGUUUUGUCUUUGAAUCACACAAUAAACAUUUAUUUCAGACAGAA